This is a messenger RNA of Jatropha curcas, 1700 nucleotides long. RefSeq names its product 3-hydroxyisobutyryl-CoA hydrolase-like protein 3, mitochondrial. The record is from RefSeq and is a predicted model, not a curated record. Gene Ontology annotation, molecular function: 3-hydroxyisobutyryl-CoA hydrolase activity. Gene Ontology annotation, cellular component: cytosol. Lineage: Eukaryota; Viridiplantae; Streptophyta; Magnoliopsida; Malpighiales; Euphorbiaceae. Gene Ontology annotation, biological process: L-valine catabolic process.
AUGGGUAAACUGUAAACCGGUCCAACUUCAGAAAUACAUUUCUCACAGAAAAUCUGUGACACUGAUUUUUUACUUGCACAAAAAUGAAAAGCUUACUCUCAGCAUCAGUUCUCCUUUUCAAGUCAAAAAUUAUUUUUACUCCUCACACUCUGCCAUUGAAUUCUCUCAACGUUCCUCUCCAUUGCAAGUCCUCUCUGUCCUAUCGCAGCUUCGCGAUCAUGGCUUCUGCUUCUGAAGAUUUCGUUAAAGGAAAUGUUUAUCCAAACGGCGUUGCUGUCAUCACUCUCGAUCGCCCCAAAGCUCUCAAUGCCAUGAACUUAGAUAUGGACGUCAAAUACAAAAAUUUUCUCGACGAAUGGGAAUCCGAUCCAAAGGUUAAAUGUGUUCUGGUUGAAGGCAGCGCUCCUCGUGCAUUUUGCGCAGGAAUGGAUAUUAAAGGGGUUGUUGCUGAAAUUCAAAAGGACAAAAAUACACCUCUUGUGCAGAAGGUAUUUACUGCGGAAUAUUCUCUAAUAUGCAAAAUUUCUGAUUACAAGAAACCAUAUAUAUCCUUUAUGGAUGGCAUAACAAUGGGUUUUGGAAUUGGCCUUUCUGGUCAUGGUCGCUACCGGAUUGUAACAGAGAGAACUGUUCUCGCGAUGCCAGAAAAUGGAAUUGGCUUGUUCCCAGAUGUUGGGUUUUCCUAUAUAGCUGCACAUAGUCCAGGAGAAGGAUCAGUUGGUGCUUAUCUUGGAUUGACUGGCAAGAGGAUUUCUACACCCUCAGAUGCACUAUUUGUAGGUCUUGGAUCACAUUAUGUGCCUUCUGGGAAUUUAGCCUCGUUGAAGGAGGCCCUUUUGUCAACUACCUUUUCCCAGGAUCCGCAUGAUGAUAUCAAAGCACUUUUAGCAAAGUACAGUAGUGAACCAGAGUCAGAAGCUGAAUUGAAGUUGCUUUUGCCUCGAAUAAUCUCAACCUUUGGCGCAAAUAAGUCAGUGAGUGAGAUUAUUGAAGACCUGAAAAAACAUCAACAGAGUGGUGAUGCCAAAGUGGUGGAGUGGGCUAAUGAUGCACUUCAGGGAAUUGGAAAGGGCGCUCCUUUUUCUCUUUCCUUGACACAAAAUUAUUUCUCCAAAGUUGCAUCUGCCUAUGGAAAACCCGACAAUGAACUAUUCACUUUAAAUGGCGUGAUGAAAACAGAAUAUCGCAUUGCCCUAAGAUCUUCUCUGCGAAAUGAUUUUGCUGAAGGGGUCAGGGCAGUCUUGGUGGACAAGGAUCAGAAUCCAAGGUGGAAUCCCCCAAGUUUGGAAGAAGUUGAUCAAAAUGAAGUGGAUUCUCUCUUCAGACCACUUAGCCCAGAGGUUGAGGAGUUGACUGUGUGAGUGUUCCACGUGAAAUUAUAUCCUACUUCGCUUGGAUAACAGAAGCAUUGGAGAGACAUUAUGGAAUAGUAUCGCUGCUGCUGCUAUUGUAGACGAACCUUAAAAUAAUGUUGGUCGUUGUGGUUGCCACUCCACAAAAAUUCUAGUGAUUGCUGGAUUUGUGAGUGGACCCAAACUAGGUUUUUAUUUUCAUCUGUCCAAUUGUAAUCCGUACUGUUCAAGGAAGUGUCAUUAAAGCAGGAGAAUGUUCAAUGGACGUGUUUAUGUUUUAUCUUUUCUGUAGCUCAAGUCUGUGGAAGACGCCUGUUCUUGAAGCCCUACCGUUACUUUUUCCCAUUA